Molecule: messenger RNA, 863 nt
Organism: Daldinia loculata
Lineage: Eukaryota; Fungi; Ascomycota; Sordariomycetes; Xylariales; Hypoxylaceae
Exons: 1
Coding region: 195-668 (157 amino acids)
Source: RefSeq, a predicted model, not a curated record
UGUCCGGGAGCCCGCAAGACGGAGCAAGAAUACCCAAGCGGCAAGCCAAGAGGGUAGGUAGCCGAGACAGCCGGCCAGGAUGCAACAGACAAGAAGAAGAUAGGAGAAUGGUCCCGCUCGGCAAACGAACAAAGGGGCGUGCUACGGAAGAAGAAGAAGAAGAAGACGCGACGUAGAAGGAAGCUGGAGGAGAGAUGAAAGCAAGCUUACAAGAUACCCGAUACCCACAUUACAUUACAUUACGUUACGUUACGUUCUGUCUAAUAUUGCGCUAUAUUUCCCUCCGAUUCUACAUUUUACGCUAUUACCUAGGUACCUUACCACCUUACCUUGUGCUACCUACCGUGCUGGGGUCUGUUUUAAUAUACCCCAAGAACCUGUAUUCAAAGGGCAGUAAGAAGGGAGUGGCUGGGCUGGACUGGGUUAGGUUGGAAUUGUAUAUACCCAUCUUGCGUACGAAGUGCACUACUCCUCUAGUAUGGAUUGGUUUUAAGUUGCGCAUUGGGUCUAACUACAUAGUAUCUGUUUUGUCUGUCUGCUCUUCAUGGAAGCUAGGAGGGCGGGCGUUCAGGCAAAGGCAGAUGGGAAUGGCGAGUAUACAUGGGAUAUGUAUGCAUGUUUAUAUAUCCAGUCAGGGUAUAAGGAAGGAUAAGGGGGUCGGGAUUUGAAAACAUCACGUUUAAUUAUAACAAUAUUAUCUUGCUACACCGUUUAAAAACGAGGCCCAUUCAAUGUCUUCUAUUGAUCGUUUUUGGCACUAUGGGACUGCUGCCAUCAAAUGAAAUCCGUCCCAGCUUCUCCCCAAAAGCACAACACGAGGCAGCAGAGGGAGUUGUACCAUAGACCUAAUCCUCACCUAUGAU